AUAGUCCCUGAUGACCUCACAGCAUGUGUAGAAGAAUAUUUUCAAGUACCAGAUACGAAAGAUGCGAGCAAAUCCUCAAAAACUACUGCUCUGGAGAAAAGCUACAAAGAAAAUUUUCAAUGUAAUUCAACAGAGGAAUCCUUGGCUACAUUCGCUAGCUGGGAACCUCGCCAUUCGAGAUAUUGUUAUCCUUGGAAGCAAUAUGUGCAUUUGGGAACUGUUCUAAGGCGUCUAGCAUACACUGCUUUUGCUUUACAUGGUUGUUUAGAAUCUCAUGUUCAGGCUCCUCAGACGGUUCGAGCGUUGUUUAAAGAACCUUGCGAACACGUGGCAGAAGAAAUAGUAAAAGUCCUUUCGGAACUAGCAGAAACCAUAAAGAAGCAUCACCAUUUCUCAGCCCACAUUUCAGAUCACCUUCAUGAAGCUCUGGAAGAACUUGAUGCCUCCAUUAAGACUCAACCUCAGCUCUUUCUCACUUCCAACCCAACAAAAACUGAAGCAGCCAAGCCUUCUGGAUUUUUGGGUCGCAAAUACAGGGGCCAGAACAGCUGAAGAUAAUGAACAGAACGACUAAUAAGACUGAUCACACGACUUGAAUUCUCUGAGGCACUUCCAUUUUCCGCUUUUGUUUCGCUGCUGAUUGAGACCGUGGCUCGGCUUGACCUUGUGAUAGAAGAAGUGGAAGAGUUGGCGUAGGUUGCGCAUUUUAAGGAGUUCCAUGAAGAAGAUGACAGCAUAGAAAUCAAGGUUGAUGAGGGUUCCAGUGAAAAUCCCGAGGGCUGCAAAGAUAUCCAGAUACUGACAGGCAAUCUGGUUACUGAAAAUUUGCAAUUUCUGCUGUCAAAGCUGAACAGGAGUGACAAAUAAAUUUGUUGCUAUUGGGUUAAAUAGCAGCUUUGUCACAUUUUUUGCUACAUAAUCUCAAAUCUAAAGACACUUUCAACCGA
Rhododendron vialii is the source of this 947-nucleotide messenger RNA. Its product is annotated as aluminum-activated malate transporter 14-like. Lineage: Eukaryota; Viridiplantae; Streptophyta; Magnoliopsida; Ericales; Ericaceae. The record is from RefSeq and is a predicted model, not a curated record. The transcript has 4 exons. The annotation marks the transcript as partial. Gene Ontology annotation, cellular component: plant-type vacuole membrane. Gene Ontology annotation, biological process: malate transport.